Molecule: messenger RNA, 6566 nt
Organism: Choloepus didactylus (southern two-toed sloth)
Lineage: Eukaryota; Metazoa; Chordata; Mammalia; Pilosa; Megalonychidae
Gene: DNAI3
Product: dynein axonemal intermediate chain 3
Exons: 24
Coding region: 172-2832 (886 amino acids)
Biological process (GO): cilium movement involved in cell motility; inner dynein arm assembly
Cellular component (GO): inner dynein arm
Molecular function (GO): dynein light chain binding; dynein heavy chain binding
Source: RefSeq, a predicted model, not a curated record
UCGGAGCAACGGCCGGUCAGGUAAUUGCGGUUUGUACUCCUGUGAUUUGGUUUUCAGGGCGAGGAGAGUUCCCGAGGGAGCUUUACUCCAGUUCCCGAGGGAGCUUUACUGCAGGGGACCUCAAAAGAGUCUUUUCUCUUCAGUGUAGCAGUAUCAGCCCAAGACUGAACAAUGGCUCCCAAAACUCAAAAACAAAAGAGCACGAUGGGUGGCCGUAAAAAGCAAAAGCAUGGCAAAAAAACCCCAUUACCUGAUCAUGAAGAAGAGAUGCCUGUAUCUAUGGAGAGCUUGGGUCAUCCAGAAGUUUAUCCUAUAGUGUUAACUACCAAAACCCAGGAAAUAUUUAACUGUCGAAUAGAUGAAGAUGUCACAGAUAAACAACCUUAUAAACUUAUCAGAAAAGAACAUAUUAUUGAGGACUUGGUUAAUAGAGCUGCAGUAUCUGAUUUCUACCCAGUCAAAAAAAUUGUCCGGGAAUAUCCUGGAGAUGAGCUUCUGCUUGUUUAUGAUAAAGACUUCAAAUUUGGACUUAACUUUUUUCUUAUUGGAACUGAAGAGGGCAAAGAAAACUAUUUAAAUGCCCCAGAAGUACCAGAAGAACAGGAAGAAUAUAAAGAAUAUAUCCCUGAAGACAUAUAUAUUUAUAAACCACCUGUCUCUAAACCAUGGGUUUCUCUGGGCAGUGAAAAAGAAAUAGAGGAAGAAUCAGUUAAGGAAUCUACAAAGCAGAUUACAUACAUGAUUUCUCGAAAACGAAGUGAAUUUGGUUCACCGAUUAAGUUCAGGGACCAAAAUGCUUCCAGUGUAAAAGAUGGCUAUAUUGAAUGCACAUCCUACCCAGAUAAAAAUUUUACCAUUAAGCAACUUGAGAAAGAUGUUGGCAUGCAAGUAGUCCCCCAAACAAAGGAUAUAAGUACUCAGACCAAAUGGGCAUAUCCCAAAAAUGCUGCUAUACAAUAUUAUCCGAGAGAAUUCUCAGAAGAGGAAAAAGAGACACAAGGAAAAUCAAAAAAUUUGACUGAUUUUCUUAACAAUGUAUCUGUGAGUGUUGAAAUAGCCCUGCAGCAAAAUGAAAUCAUGAACACAUUUAUUGAUGACUGGAAACAUCUGGCUGAAGAAGAAGGCACCUUUGGGGACAAGACCGAUACCCACCUGAAAGAGUACCAGUCUUUCACUGACCUUCAUAAUCUAAUGGAGAAAACCAUUACCUGCAUCUCAUGGCAUCCAACUAUCUAUGGGCUAAUAGCUGUGUCGGUGGCCGUGAGGCUCUCCUUGGAAGACAGAGCCCACUUUUCUGGCAAGUUAUUGCUGCAACCAUCACUGAUUCUUUUCUGGAGCUUCUCUGACCCCAUACAUCCACAGUUAAUGCUGGAGAGCCCAGAUGACAUCUUCUGCUUCAAGUUCUGUCCAACUGACCCUAAUAUCAUUGCUGGAGGCUGUAUAAAUGGACAGAUAGUCCUGUGGGAUAUUUCUGCACAUGCUGAUCGCAUAGAGAACAUUAAGACAGGUGGUAGCAGAAGUAAAAAAGUCACACUCAAGCCCAUGUUUCUCCUUGAACCAGAUAGUAAUAAAGAAACUAUGUAUAUCAGACAUUGUGCUGUCUCCUCAAUAGAAAAUGGGCAUAAGAAAGUGAUUACAGAUAUACAUUGGCUGUCUGACACAUUCGAGAUUAACAGGAUGGGUUCUGUCUUUGAGAAUCGAAGUGGAAUAUGCUGUCAACUUGUAACAUGUUCAGCAGAUUGCACAAUGUGUUUUUGGGAUAUCAGACCACAGAAAGCUUUAACUCCCCAGCCAGUGGAGAGAAGGAAAGAAGAAAUGAUUGAAAUUCCAUUCGAUAUACCUUCUACUUUUUUGCAUCUAGAUCUCUCCUGGAAACCUCUCACUAAGUUAAGGCUGUCUAAGGGUGAGACAAGUUUAGACCACUGCCCCAUCAAGAUAAGCCUGAAUGAAGAACACCUUCUGUACAAAACACAAGCCCAGAGCAAAGCAGAGAAAACAGAGGAAAUGGACCUAUACCAGAAUCUGGAAGCCGGGUUGGCUAAUACUCUGAAGCCAAUAGAUGAUUUCUGCACAAAGUUCUUUGUGGGAACAGAGGAAGGUGAAGUAAUAUACACAGAUUGGAAAAUGGAAAGAGACCACGAAACCGGACGAUUGAUGACAAAGAAGCCAGUAAACCUGUGCACUGUCCAUGAUGGAGCUGUCCACACUCUCCAGAGAUCACCAUUUUACAAUGACAUUCUCCUCACCAUUGGGGGAUGGAACGUUGCCAUCUGGAAAGAAGGUGUUAUGACUGGACCUCUCCUUCAGUCAUGCUGUGCACCAAAAAGGUAUACCUCAGGCCACUGGUCCCUGACAAGGCCCGGAGUUUUCUAUAUUGGCCGAGAAGAUGGAUAUGUCGAUAUCUGGGACCUUCUGGAGAAAACCCACGAACCAGCCCACUCACAAAACAUCUGCUUAACAAUGAUCACCUACAUCAUACCCUGGACCUUUUCUUCUAAGCAGCAAUUUUUAGCCAUAGCUGAUUAUUAUGGAACGCUGCAUAUAUUAGAAAUUCCUUGGACAUUAAGUCACCCUUCCACCGAUGAGGUAGCGAGUAUAAACUACUACUUUGAAAGAGAAGUCAAGCAUCUGGACUAUGUGGAGCAGCGCAGGAAAAUUCGUGAGCAAGAACAGCGAGAAAUGGGGCUGGAAAUGGAGAAGAAAAAAGUUGUCUCAUCACUUCACCAGCCUGUUGCUGAUGAGGUCGCAUCAGUGGCAAUAGCCCAGUUUCAAGGGAUCUUGCCCCAUCUGCUCAUCCAGGAUCUCACCAUCUGCAAAGUGCCCUCAGGUUGAAAGAGCAUGCUAUGUUCCAGGCAAAAAUCAACAAAAACACCUUUAUAAUUGCAUAGAUGCUGGCAAAAUUCUUGAUUUACAAGUCUAAAGAAGAAAUCCUGUUGCCCAGACAGAAAUAAACAUAAACACAAAACCAAAAAGGACAGAUUAUACACAGAGGAGCAAACACAGGGAGUCCAGUCUCCUCUGCACCCCAACGACCAUGGUAAGAUAAUGGAGCAUCAGCUACAGAAUUUAAGGGGAAAAGGUUGCAAUCUCUCAAGUCUACACUCAGCUAAAUGCUCAUUCUUGCAUGAAGGCACUAACAGAAUAUCCUUAGAAAAGUAAAGGUGGCAAAAUAUAUACCUCAAGCAAAUGAGAGAAAUGAGAUUACAAGCUUGAAAAUGAAAAUUAUGAGGGAAAACUGGUGAACACUGAAACUAAACACACAGAUGAGUCUAAAAAAAAUUGUCAGUUGGUUUUAUAAAGCAAAUACAAGUAGGAAAAAAUAGUUCUUGAAAGAGUAGACCUAUUUUGAAUAAAUUUCACAAUAAUUUGAAACCUCGAUAUGGCAGUAAAACUGCACACUUUUCACAGGUAUCCUAGGAGUAUAAUUUAAGAAUUUUAUAUUUAAGUAAGGGUAUAUUUCCACUAUGCCAGUUAUAUUUUUUAAAUUCUAAAAUAGAGUACUUAUCUUUACUCCUAAAAAUCUGAAGCAAUUGAGGGACAAGUGAUAGCCUUUUCAACAAAUUGGCAUUCACAGGCAAAAAAAAUGUAAACCUUAACCUAAAACUCACAUCUUAUUACAAAAGGUAACUUAAAAUGGAUCAUGGACUUAAAAGUAAAACAGAAACCUAUGAAGGUUUUAAGAAAAAUAUAAGAGAAAAUCUUUGGGACCCAGGAAUAGACAAAGUGUUCCUAGACUUGACACCUGCAGUGGGUUGACUAUUGUUGUCUCUUCUCCCCCAUCCCCCAAAAAAUCUAUGUUCACCAAGAACUUCAAAGGCAACCUAGGGUCUUUGCAGAUAUAAUUAGUUAAGGAUCUCAAGAAGUCAUCCUGAACGUAGAGUGGUCCUGAAAUCCAAUGACUAGUACCUUUAUAAAAGAAAGGAGACGGAGAUGUGGAGACAGACACCAUGUGAAGAUGAAUUCAGAGCUUGGAGAGAUGCUCUACAAGUCACCGAAUGCCAAGAGUCUCCAGUAACCAGAAGAGGCUAAGAGAGAGGCAGAAAACAACUUCUCCUUCAGAGAAAAAGCACCCACCUGGCCAACACCUUGAUUUCAGACCUCUGGCCUCCUAAACUGUGAGAGAAUAAUUUCUGUCGUUUUAAGCCACCCAGUGUGUGGCAAUUUGUUACAGCAGCCCUGGGAAACGAAUACAACACCAAAAACAGGAUCCAAAAACUUGCUCCUUGAUAAAACUUUUCCUCUGUGAAAGAUUCUGUUAAGAGUAUGAAAAGACAAGCUACAGACUUCAAGAAAAAUAUUUGUAAGCCAUAUAGCUGACAAAGGAAGGGAUGUAAUAAUACAUCUUAUGAAAUGCUGUGUUAGACACUGUUAUAUAUAUAGACUUACCUAAUCCUCACAGUUCCCUAAUGGAGUACCAAGCAUUAUAAUUUCCAUUUUAUUAACAGGGAAACUGAAGCACAGAGAGGUUAAUAAUUUACCAAAAGUCACACAGCAAGUAGUUGGCAGAGCCAGGACUUGAACCUGGAUAAUCCUGCCUACAGUUCACGCUCUUAACUCCUAGACUGCCUCUGCUUGCAUGAAGUUGUGCAUUCCAGCACUGUUUAUCAUAGUGGAAAAUGGAAACAACCAAUAUGUCCAUCAGUGAGGGCUGAUUAUGUAAAUCAUUGAAGGUCUAUAAAAGGUAAUACUAUAAAUUCAUUAAAAUGAAGAUGUGGAUCUAUAUUUAUUAACCAGGAAAAAUCCCCAGGAUAUAGCGUUGAUCAGAAUAGCACAUAUGAUUCCAUUUUUGUAAAAUGCCAUGCAUGCAACUACAUAUAUUGACUGUAGGAUGUCUGAAAGUGUAUUCACCAACCAGUAGUCUAACCAUCUUUGUGUGUUCAGAGAUCCUUUUCCAAAUUGUUUGAGUUUUUUAAACAAAUUAUAUAUAUAUUAAUACAACAUAGCCAGUUUAAAAAAAUCCAUUAGGAACAGCUUUGAAUAAAUGUCAUGCAAGUUAUUAGAGAAAUACUUCUGAUGACUGUAAGCAUUUUAAUUUAUUUGUAUCAUCAAAACUCUUACUCAUGGACAUGUGCUUUAGAAAAGAAUGAAUAUCUGCUAGCAUUUGCAAAACAGUGUUCUGAGCUUGGAAAUGCCUAGGUUGCUUUAUUUGUGCCAUCAACUACCCCAAAGAAUCCACAGCUAGAGCAGACAGUCACAGCCUUGACUGCCCAUGAGAAUCACCUGUGAAGACUGUAAAAGGACAGCGGUAUUACUAAGGUUCAGAAUCAAUGGUCAGAAGGGGGAGACACAGGAAAACAAGCAAUUACAGGAAGGCUAUUGAUCCUCACUGCUAUGAGAAAUACCUUCUGAAUUGAAGCCUGAAGAGUAGCCAGGUGGAAAGGCUUUGGGGAGGCAGGGGCUCGGCAGGAGCUCUCAGCUGUGGCACUACGGAGUUUGGGACUGGGUAAUUCUUUUUUUCUGGGGGCUGCCCUGUAUAUUGUAGGAUGUUUAGCAGCAUCUUUGGCCCCUACUCACUAGAUGCCAGGAGCACCUCCUCAGCUGUGACAACCAAAAAUGUCUCCAGACUUUGCCAGAUGUCCCUUAGGGGGGCAAAAUCACCUCUUCCGAUCCCUGACCAUGGGCUGGAAGGAAAACAGGGAGUUUCCUGGAGGGAGAACCACACUGCAAAGACUUGGGACUGUAUCCAAGCAAAGCCCUAAGAUUUCCUUGCAGUUAGGUUGUGGUGGGGCAGGCACAGAAGAGGUGAUGUUUCGGAGAAAAGAAAUUGCCACAUGAUGGGAGGCAGCGAUGCAAGUCAAAGACCCCAAGUUUGGGGCAAGCAACAUCUGACUUCAGGAAGAAAGCAUGGCCUUGCUGAUGCCUUGAUUUGAGUCUUCCAGCCUUCCAGCCCAUGAGCCAAUAAUUUCCUGUUGUUAAGCCAAUCCAUAGUGUGGCAUUUGUCAUAACGACCUGGAAAACUUAAACAGGGGGAAUAUCAAGUUGCAUAACAGUAUGUGUAAUAUGAUCCCAGGUAUAUAAAAAUGUAUAUGUGUUCAUACAAAUAUAGAGACAUUUGUAUUUCUCUGUGUGUGCAUAGAAAUGUCUGGAAGUGGUAACCAUCAAAAUGUGAGCCCUACCGAUAGUGUUCUAAAUGUUUUAAAUAUUAUUAACUUGCUUAAUUCCCUCAACAGUUCUAUGAGGUGAUGGGUACUAUUGUUGUUCCCAUUUGUGUUAGUCCUCCAACUUUGCUCUUCUUUUUCAAAGUUGUUUCUGUCUACUCUAGGUCCUUCAUGUGUGUAUUUACAUUAAUUUACAUAUGAAAUUCUGACUUUUAUAAAACUCCCACUAGCUGAUUUGUUAGGGCCCCAACUCCUUUGUAACUUGGGCCCUGUAUAAAUGCCUUAAGGACAUAACUGUUAAUGGCCGAAGUAUUAUUCAGUGGUGGCGGAGGAUGUACAUAUGGGGACCUGAGUUGGUGAAUACAAGAGCUGACAAUCUUUCAGAAAUGAACGUGCCAUGGAGGGAUGGAACUGUAGCCGCAGCAUCAAGGAAGUCCUCUGUUAACUGAAAGAAUAAGAGAAACUAAG